AUGGCUCGGAAGAACAAAAAAGCUGCCGGCGGAGGAGCCGAUGCCACGUCUUCGAAGAGAGAUACCCAUACCCUUGCGUCCUUUGACGAGCAAGCUCUGUCUGCUUUGACGGAGAAAAUCGAGAAGGAAUUUGGGAAGACCAAGGCCAUGACCACGUCGAAGAAGGUGCAGCAUAAUACUCCGAAUCUUCACCGGGAGGACGAGGAGCCAGGCCAGAAUUCGAAGGCGGAAGGGAAGGACAGGGGUCCGAAAGGAAAAGGAAAAGAGAAAGGAAAGGCGCCAGAGCUUUCCCGAGGAACGAAGAGGGAUGCGCACGGAAAUGCAAAGGUUGGAGGCAAAGCAGCAGCAGCCAAGAGCCAGAAGGGAAAGCAGUCAGCAAAGGAACAGAACGGCGACGGCAAGGACGCCAGAGCUGUGCUGUUGGAAGAAAUACUUGCCCUGGGUGGUACUGAAGAGGACUUGGAUUUGGUGGGCGAUGCCGCGUCUGAUGACGAGGAGGAUGGUGUCAGCACUGCGAACCCUCCUGAUACAUCGUUCCAGAAGGACUUUGCCAAGUUUGUAGCUGGGCUUGGGAUAGAAGGGACAGUGGCAGAGGACGAUGCGGAGUCCGAAGCUGAGGAGCUGGCUGAAGACGACGAGUGGGAAGAGGCUCCUGAUUUGGUCGAGGAGGAAUCUGAAGAUGAGGCAGUUGUCGAAGCACCUGUAAAAAAGGCGAAAUUGUCCAUCCCGGAGUCUCAGACAUCAAGUAAUCCCAACCGUCUUAUAUUCGAGGCACGUCCUGACUGGCACGCUGCGCCAUUGCCAGACCUUCCGAGGCCGGAUGUAGACAGCUCCUCACGAUACCAGAGUGCCAUUACGAAUCUCAAGGACUACGCGAAAACGCUCCUGGAAGCCGACACCGAUCUAUACGCCUCGAAACAUCUUUCCUCGUCAUCCUCGCACCGCUUUCUGUCGACGAUCAUGACAUCUGGUACUUUAGCUGAUAAAGUCUCUGCCUUGACGUUGGUUGUACAAGAAUCUCCAGUCCACACGACCAAGUCUUUCGAGAGUCUGUUGGCACUGGCCAAGAAGAAGAGCCGAGGACAGGCUGUCACUGCACUGGGUGCCUUGAAAGAUUUACUUGGUACGGGCGUUGUGCUGCCAGCUAAUAGACGUCUUCGAGCUUUCUCCUCACAGCCGGGCCUCGUGGGCACCCUUCAGGAACACGACGUUUCUCACUGGACAUCCAACGACAAACUUCCAGGCGACAUAACAAAAGCACAUCUAAUCUCCUGGGCGUACGAGGAAUGGUUGAAAGACAUUUACUUCGAAAUGCUCAAGGUGCUGGAAAACUGGUGUGGCGACGAGGUUGUGUUUGCGCGACUUCAAGCUGUGAUGUAUACGUACGAGCUUUUGAAGGAGAAGCCCGAGCAGGAGCAGAACUUGCUCCGACUACUGGUCAACAAAUUGGGUGACCCGGAAAAGAAAAUUGCUUCACGGACUUCGUAUUUACUACUUCAGCUGCAAGUAUCUCACCCAUUAAUGAAGCCAAUAAUUGUUCGCUCGAUAGAGAGCGAGCUUAUUCUGCGCCCAGGACAGAGCUCCCAUGCAAAGUACUAUGCUAUCAAUACGUUGAAUCAGACAAUUCUAAGCAGCAAAGAGGAAGAAGUUGCCAAGAAGCUUUUAAGCAUCUAUUUUGAGCUGUUUGUAGCACUUCUGAAAAAGCCAGAACCGAAGCAGGUGGUUGGGCCUCCGAUCAAUCGAAAGGGUCAAGUGCAAGGAGGAGGUGCUCCCAAGGGACGAAAGGCGGUCGCUAAGGCUAAAAAAGAGGACGAGGCUAAGCUGACGAGCGAUGAGGUGACCGAGAAGAUGAUCUCGGCUGUUUUGGCAGGUGUUAACCGUGCAUUUCCGUUCUCGAAGUCAGACGAUACGACUCUCGAGAAGCACAUGGAUACGCUGUUCAGAAUUACCCAUUCCUCCAAUUUCAACACGAGUAUCCAGGCACUGAUGCUCAUCGAGCAACUUUCCACCUCAAAGCACCUCGCAGUCGACAGAUUCUACCGAACUCUCUACGAAUCCCUCCUCGAUCCGCGUCUAAUCGCCUCCUCUAAACAUACCCUCUACCUCAAUCUUCUCUUCCGCGCCCUACGCGCAGAUCUGAACGUCAAGCGCGUCAAGGCCUUCAUCAAACGUAUGCUCCAAAUCGUCACUCUUCACCAACCCCCCUUCAUAUGCGGUGUCCUCUACCUAAUCCGCGAACUCGAAUCCACCUUCCCCUCCUUGAAAUCCCUGCUCAAUGACCCCGAAGCCGACGACGAAGCCGACGAGGAAGUUUUCCGCGACGUGCCUGAAGACGGCGUUUCUGCCGAUCUGCCGACUCCCAACACGGCUCGAACAGACCUUUACGAUGGCCGCAAGCGAGACCCGGAACACAGCAACGCUGAAAAAAGCUGCUUGUGGGAAAUCGUCCCUUUCUUGCACCACUUUCAUCCCUCCGUCUCUCUGUUUGCCGACCGCUUACUGAAAGACGAGAAAAUGCCGCCUAAGCCGGAUCUUACCUCGCACACACUGUCCAAUUUUCUCGAUCGCUUCGUGUACCGCAAUGCCAAGGCCCUUAGGAAUAAGGACGGCGAAAUCAAGGUCAAAUCUAAAGGCAGUUCCAUCAUGCAGCCGCUCUCUGGUGGCGACAGCAAGGGAAUACUGCUGUCCAGCCGGUCGGCGAAUAACAUUCAGCAGUCUGUCAACACGGAAGCAUUCUGGAAAAAGAAGGUGGAAGACGUGGCCGUGGACGAAGUGUUCUUCCACAAGUACUUUUCUCAGAUUGGGAAGGGCAGGCAAGCUAGUUCCAUUAAGGGGAAGAAAGAGAGGAAGGCCGGUGCUGGCAGUGGCUCAGAUGAGGAAGACGAGGCGGAGGAAGAGAUCUGGCAAGCCCUCGUUGAAUCCCGGCCUGAGGUCGAAGGCAGAGAUAGCGAGGAUGAGGAUAUGGAGAUGCUGGAUCUCAAUGAUUCGGACAUGGCUUCUGGUUCCGACUCUGAAGUCGAUGUUGAGAGCGACGCCGGGGUCGUGCUCGAUGACUCCGAGGAUGAGAUGUCGCUUGAUGGGGACGGGGACGCUGAUUUGGAUGUGGAUGUUGAGGGCGAGGCAAGCGAUGACGGGGAUAUGGACGAGUUGUUUGCGAAGGAAGCGCAAGGUGGGAAGGUACCGGCGGCAGACGGCAAGGAGAAGGCGGAGACGAGCAGACAGCGGAAGAAGAAGUUCAAGAGCCUGCCUACGUUUGCUAGCGCCGAGGACUACGCUGCGAUGCUGGAUAACGAUGAGGGCGAAGAUGAAGGGUUGUGA
This is a messenger RNA of Drepanopeziza brunnea f. sp. 'multigermtubi' MB_m1, 3318 nucleotides long. RefSeq lists its product as uncharacterized. The record is from RefSeq and is a predicted model, not a curated record. Gene Ontology annotation, cellular component: nucleus. Lineage: Eukaryota; Fungi; Ascomycota; Leotiomycetes; Helotiales; Drepanopezizaceae.